Symbiodinium necroappetens is the source of this 1173-nucleotide messenger RNA. NCBI's taxonomy places the organism in Eukaryota, Dinophyceae, Suessiales, Symbiodiniaceae. The record is from the annotation of a GenBank genome assembly.
AUGCUGGUGGCAGGUGUGAAUAUCGCCCUGAAUCGGCCGACCGUCGCCUCCUCGACUGAGGGCGGCAACCCUAAUCUCAGCUCGAAUCGGGCCGUGGACGGAUCAUCGGAGACGCGGUGGAGCUCCGCCUUCUCCGACAAUGAAUGGCUAGCCAUCGACCUGGGGGUAGUUUAUGAGCUCUUCGCAGUAUCUAUCGACUGGGAAGCUGCCUAUGCAAGCACCUACUCCGUGCAGCUGCGGUUGACUGAAGCCGAACCCUGGCACACCGCAGCAGAGGCGGUGAAUGGACACGAGGGGCAGGUUCAGACGAUCUUCCCGGAGCAUAACGCGCGCUACGUCAGAAUUCUUUGUCAGACGAGGGCCACUCCGUGGGGCUGCAGCAUCAAAGAGCUGCAGGUGUUCCCGAGUUACCUUGGCCUCUUCGAGCCCGUAGAUGGCGGCACCGACCGAGCCUGCAGAGGAGAGUCUUCUUCGGACAACUCUCCCGCGCAUUACGCCGUGGUCCAGAAGGACAGCCUGAAACUGUGCAAGAAGGCUUGCGAGGAGACUCCCAGCUGCGUGGGAGUGGAGUACAGUAGCACUCGCUGCGAGCUGUGGACGCGACGUGAUCGAAUCGGCGCUUCCAUCGCGCUGGCCGGGUUCACAUGCCUUCACUUCCUGCGACCAAGCUCCGAAUGCCAAGCCUUCUUCGAAGGGGUGGAUGGCUCGGAGGGACGAGCUUGCCGUGGAACUGGGCCGGGCGACAACUCGUUUACGUACUACUAUGUCAGAAACGCCGAGUCUAUCGACAGCUGUCAGGCGUUCUGUGAGGGGGAUGCAAACUGUGUCGGCAUGGAGUACAGUGCCUCGCGCUGCGAGGUCUGGAUCCGGCCAGAGGGAAUUCAAGCGAGCAUUCAGCUUCCGGGAUUCAGCUGUCGGCGCAUCGUUCGCUGGGGCACCGGCUGCUCGAGCCUCCCGGGCCCCGCAGCCGACCCAGGGCACGAUCCCGUUACCAGCACCUUCAUGGCGGCGGUUUCAACCCCAACAACUUGGAUUGUUUGCGCUUUGGUAGUAUCCCUGGCGCUUCUGGCUGUGUUGGCACUGUGUUGGUGGAAGAAGAGAGCCUGGCCGAGCGACGCCCGGACCCCCACUACCCCGAAGUCCGAUGUCGAGAAGCAACACUUCCUCAUCUGA